Apis laboriosa (Himalayan honeybee) is the source of this 1326-nucleotide messenger RNA. RefSeq names its product phosphotriesterase-related protein. Gene Ontology annotation, molecular function: hydrolase activity, acting on ester bonds; zinc ion binding. The coding region runs from base 160 to 1212 and encodes 350 amino acids. The record is from RefSeq and is a predicted model, not a curated record. NCBI's taxonomy places the organism in Eukaryota, Metazoa, Arthropoda, Insecta, Hymenoptera, Apidae. Gene Ontology annotation, biological process: catabolic process. The transcript has 7 exons.
CUUCGUAAUUUUAUAACGAAAAAUUAUAUUGUUUGCGUUUUAACGAGUUUUAUUAUUUAUUUUUUUAUAUGUUUUUAUGAAUCAUUAAUUUUUAGAAAUUUAACAAUUGUUUCUUGACGAUUUUUAUGAAUUUAAAAUAUUUUUGUACGAUUUUGAAUUAUGGAACAUGCAACUGAUUAUGUAGAAACUGUUCUUGGAAAGAAAGAUGCAAAUCAACUUGGAAGAACUCUUACGCAUGAACAUUUAUCCAUGUCCUUCACUGAGUUCUAUGUUCAACCUCCAUCUCAUUUGAAACAAUUUUUCAAUGACAAAAUCGAACUUCAAACUGUUGGAAUUCUAAAACAAUAUCCUUAUAGUAGUUUUUAUAAUUUAAUAUAUAACGAUCGAUAUACGGAAGAUGCUGUUUUGGAGGAUGUAAAAUUAUAUAAAAAAUUUGGUGGUGGUACUAUCGUGGAAAAUAGUAAUUAUGGCUUAAAACGCAACAUUCUAUUCAUGAAAAAAGUUAGUAAAACCACUGGAAUUAAUAUCAUUGCCGGAACCGGUUAUUAUGUUAGUGCGACUCAAACUAAUGAAAAUUUAUCAAAAGAAGAAAUGUACGAUGUAAUUUUAAAAGAAAUGACUAUUGGUUGUGAAGAAUCUCCUGAUGUAAAGGCGGGAUUUAUUGGAGAAAUUGGAAGCACUUGGCCAAUCACGGCUUUUGAAAAACGGGUUAUCCAAGCAACUGCGGAGGUUCAACAGCAAUUAAAAUGUCCUGUCAGUUUCCAUCCUGGAAGAGAUUCUGCAGCACCUUCUGAGAUAAUGAGAAUCUAUCAAGAAGCUGGUGGAGAUGCGAAAAAAGCUAUUCUCUCUCAUCUCGAUCGAACUAUACUCGGUCUAGAAGAACUUUUGGAGUUUGCUGAUAACACGAAAUGUUACUGCCAAUUCGAUCUGUUUGGAACCGAAUGUUCUUUUUAUCAAUUAAAUCCAUCGAUUGAUAUGAUAUCUGACGCACAACGGAUUGAGCGUGUUAAAUAUUUUCGAGAUAAUAAAAAAUUGGAUCGCGUACUGUUAAGUCAUGACAUUCAUACGAAGCACAAAUUGAUAAAAUUUGGUGGACAUGGAUUUUCUCAUAUUUUGAAUAAUGUUGUACCAAAAAUGAUGCUGAAGGGUUUUGUUCUUGAAGAAAUCGACAUGUUAACUAUUCAAAAUCCAAAAACUUGGUUGAUAUCUUAAUUAUUUUUAAUGAUAUGUAUAUAAAAUCGAAUUAAUUUUUAUAUUAAGUUAAAGGCAAAAGAAUGUAUUUGUAUUCAUAAAAAAUUCUACUGCAAAUAAACUUAUAUUUAUAAA